Molecule: messenger RNA, 1568 nt
Organism: Mytilinidion resinicola
Lineage: Eukaryota; Fungi; Ascomycota; Dothideomycetes; Mytilinidiales; Mytilinidiaceae
Product: Brix-domain-containing protein
Exons: 2
Coding region: 50-1312 (420 amino acids)
Biological process (GO): maturation of 5.8S rRNA; maturation of LSU-rRNA
Cellular component (GO): preribosome, large subunit precursor; nucleolus
Molecular function (GO): rRNA primary transcript binding
Source: RefSeq, a predicted model, not a curated record
CUGAACACCAAUUCGCAGCCUACACCUACGACCAGUACCGGGCUUCAAGAUGGGAUCUUCAAGAGCUGUGCGGACCGAUAAGUCGCAUCUACCGUUCAAGACGGGCAACAAAACGAAACGUCACGAACUUCACGUCAAGCAGAAAAAAGCUAGGGACAGCCUCAAGCGGGAUGAGAGGUUCCGGAGGAGAAGAGAGGAAGAGAAGAACCCACAGCUGAGAGAAGAACGUCUCGCGCGGAAUGUGCCAAUUACAAUUGAUCAGAAGCGGACGUGGGACCAAGUUGGAGGGGACGAAGAGGAUGCAUUGGGGCUUGCGGUCGACGUAGACCGAAUAAAACGGCAGAAGACUGAGGUGCAGGAGAAGGAAGCUGAUCAGGAAGACGAAGAAGAUGAAGAGGAGGAGAUUGAGGAGCGUGACAGUGACCUGGAUAGUAUGUUGGACGAGGACGAAGAUAAGGAAGACUCUUCAGACGAGGACAACGACAAGGGCAAACGAAAGCGAAAGGAACGGGUUCUCCCUCGCCGCGCAAUAAGCCCGACGAGCACCACAGGCACGAAUAUGGAUCUCACCCCCGAGGGCUUAGUGGCGAAGUUUCCGACGCUGUUUGCUGCACAAGAAAGGGACCCAAAGGUUCUCGUCACGACGUCUAUCAAUAGCAACCUCCACUACGAGGCCGAAUUGAUAUGCAGCCUAUUCCCUAAUAGCAACUAUAUCAGACGUACAGCGCAUUUCAACGCGCACAAAUACUCAGUCCGGGAGAUUGCCAAGUUCGCUGCGAAUAGGGAAUACACCACCUUGGUCAUUCUCAUGGAAGAUCAAAAGAAACCCGAGGGGCUGGAUAUCGUACAUCUCCCAUCCGGCCCCAUGUUCCACUUCACCAUCUCAAACUGGGUGGAGGGUCGGAAAUUACCCGGCCAUGGUAACCCGACCAACCACUACCCAGAACUCAUCCUCAACAACUUCCGGACGCCGCUCGGAUUGUUGACAGCGCAUCUCUUCAAGACCAUCUUCCCACCGCAGCCAGAAGUUCAGGGUAGGCAGGUUGUAACGCUUCACAAUCAGCGCGACUACAUCUUUGUUCGGAGACAUCGAUACGUAUUUCGCGACAAGCGAGCCUCAGAAAAAUCAAUUCUCGACAAGGACGGCAAGCCAAUGAAGGGGGCGGAGGAGAUUAGGGCAGGGCUUCAAGAGUUGGGGCCAAGAUUCACACUGAAACUGAGGAGGGUAGAUAGGAACAUUCAACGGGCGAGCGGCCAGGAAUGGGAAUGGAAGUCGAAGAUGGAGAAGGUCCGCACGAGGUUCCAGCUUUAGAGAGCUCUGGAAAGCCGACAGUUGCUUCUAGUGUAGUUGACACGAGUUCCAGCAAUGAUGAUACCCAAAGAGCCCCCUUGCAUCUAAGUCGUGUGUAGUUCUCUUCUUUUGAAGCACCAUGUGAGCAGUAUGGGCGCCCCGAAAGCCGUUACUCAACUCGUAUCAUGAUUCUAUGAUUGACUGUUCUAAGCGUCCUGGACGCGCCUACGAAAGCAUGCCUGGGUAUAGCAAAUGAUUAAAACAGGAGAAAAACGAC